AUGUGCACGCCGAUAAGCAUACACAGGAAUCUUCUUAAAGUCGCCGAGCUGGUCAAAAUGGAAUGCGUCAGGAAGGAAGAGCCCAAGUACAAAUUGGUGAAACUCAUUGGCAAGGGCACCUUUGGGAAGGUCUACUACGCUAUUGACCUGUGCACGCAGGAGCCCGUCGCGAUUAAGCGGUCCCCCAAGUGGCGGAACAAAGUCUCGAGGGAAGUCGACCUGCUGCAGAAGAUGCGGCACAGCGAAAACAUAGUAAAUUUAAAAUCCAUUUUUUACACCACCACGGAGAAGGGCUUUCGUAUACAGAACAUCGUCUUCAAGUACAUGACGUACAGCCUGGGCAAGUACAUCAGAUUUAAGAAGCAGGAGCGGAAGGAAAACAACCAAAUAUGCAAAGGGAUCAAGCACCUGCACGAGCACAAUUUAGCUCACAGGGAUUUGAAGCCGGACAACAUUUUGAUCGAUACAGGCUCAUCCCCAUUUAAAGUGGAAAUAUGCGAUUUGGGAUCUGCAAAGAAAGUUGAAGAAAGCAUCAUCUCGAUUCCGUACAUCUGCUCGAGGUGGUACCGGGCACCUGAGUUGCUGUGCGGCUCCAUGUAUUACACGACGGACGUAGACCUAUGGUCCCUGGGGUGCAUAAUUUUCGAGCUGAUAAACCUCUGCCCGCUGUUCCCCGGGAAGUUCAAAAAGGACGACAUAUCCGAAGAAUGCUCACAAAUUAUAAAUUUAAUUGAAGUGCUGGGAUCCCCCCGAAUGUAUACCGUCGCGGAAGAGACAGACAUUUGGUCGUCACGACGAAUCGAUUUAUUCGAAGUGAAGAGUUUUUACGAAAGUAUAAAGGGCCAAACUAGUAACAGGAACAAUCGCCUCAUCAAGGAACUGUGCGGACUGAACAUUCGGCCCCUGUCCUGGAGCUCCAUCCUGGGGGACAUCUUGGAGGAAAGUGAACGGGAGCUAAUCGGCAUCGUAGAUGGCCUUUUGAAAUGGAAUCCAAAUGAAAGGUUAAAAAUUGACGCAGUUUUGAGUAACCCUUACUUUGCUACAUGA
This is a messenger RNA of Plasmodium vivax (malaria parasite P. vivax), 1047 nucleotides long. Its product is annotated as Protein kinase domain containing protein. Gene Ontology annotation, cellular component: cytoplasm. The record is from RefSeq and is a predicted model, not a curated record. The transcript has 12 exons. Bases 1 to 1047 code for a protein of 348 amino acids. Gene Ontology annotation, biological process: protein phosphorylation; signal transduction. Gene Ontology annotation, molecular function: protein serine/threonine kinase activity; ATP binding. NCBI's taxonomy places the organism in Eukaryota, Apicomplexa, Aconoidasida, Haemosporida, Plasmodiidae.